Zea mays is the source of this 2156-nucleotide messenger RNA. RefSeq lists its product as uncharacterized. The record is from RefSeq and is marked validated. Gene Ontology annotation, molecular function: RNA binding; protein binding. Gene Ontology annotation, biological process: RNA modification. The transcript has 2 exons. Bases 310 to 1941 code for a protein of 543 amino acids. NCBI's taxonomy places the organism in Eukaryota, Viridiplantae, Streptophyta, Magnoliopsida, Poales, Poaceae.
ACUCACCACAGGUGCGGCGGCGCACACUGCUGCACACUGCACUCCCUCCGUCCCGCGUCCCCGUUCGGCGCUCUCGGCACGACCGCCGGUAGCCCGGGACGCACGUCGCACGGCCCCAUCCCUCCUAGCGGCCGGUGACGGCACCGGCGGCCCUUUGCUCGGCUGUGCCCAAGCUGCGAGGGCGAGAUCUACCCCCGCGUCCGUGCAUCUUCGUCAGGCCCUUCUCCGGACGAGCACUCACAGGGUGUCAACAUUCAAGGUAUCAAGGAACGCAAACCUCCAGAUUUUGUUACCUCAAGGAGAAGAUACAUGAAUAGAAGCAUUUGCCACCACCUCCUUGCCCACUGCAAAAAGCUAAGAGAGCUCCAGAGAAUCCACGCUCUGGCUGUUACCCAUGGUCUCCACCCCAACCAUCAGUCUGUUUCCUGCAAAAUCUUCCGCUGCUACGCUGAUUUUGGCCAUGUAGCUGAUGCUCGCAAGCUGUUCGAUGAGAUCCCACACCCUGACCUUAUCUUCUUUACUAGCCUCAUGUCCCUCCAUCUCAAGUUAGAUCACCAACGCGAAGCUAUAUCCUUGUUUGCUCGUGUUGUUGCCGCUGGCCACCACCUUGAUGGCUUUGCGGUUGUUGGUGCCCUGUCUGCCUCUAGUGGUGCUGGUGAUCUAGUGGUUGGUAGGGCAGUCCAUGGCCUUAUUUUUCGGCUUGGAUUGGAUCACGAGGUCGUCGUUGGCAAUGCAUUAAUAGAUAUGUAUAGCCAGUGUGGGGAGUUUGAGUCUGCGGUAAAGGUGUUUGAUAGGAUGUUUCUGAAAGAUGAGGUCACAUGGGGUAGCAUGCUGCAUGGUCAUAUCAAAUGUGCUGGUCUGGAUUCUGCACUGUCGUUCUUUGAUCUGGUUCCUGUGAGGAGUGCAGUUGCUUGGACAACACUGAUAACUGGUCAUGUGCAAGGCAGGCAGCCUGUACGGGCUCUAGAGCUUUUUGGUAGGAUGGUACUGGAGGGCCAUCGCCCUACCCAUGUUACAAUCGUAGGUGUACUCUCAGCUUGUGCUGACAUUGGUGCUCUGGAUCUAGGGAGUGUCAUUCAUGGGUAUGGAAGCAAAUGCAAUGCCAGCUCGAAUAUAAUUGUUAGCAAUGCUCUGAUGGAUAUGUAUGCAAAGAGUGGGCGCAUUGAGAUGUCAUUUUCUGUGUUCCAAGAAAUCCAGUCAAAGGAUUUUUUUACAUGGACGACUAUGAUCUCAUGCUGUACAGUCCAGGGAGAUGGGAGGAAAGCUCUUGAGCUCUUUCAGGACAUGCUUAGAGCUGGAAUAGUUCCAAACAGUGUAACCUUUGUUUCUGUUUUGUCAGCAUGCAGCCAUGCUGGCUUGAUAGAAGAAGGUAGAGAAUUGUUCAACAGAAUGCGUCAAGUAUACAAAAUUGAUCCCCGACUUGAGCACUAUGGUUGCAUGAUUGAUCUGUUAGGACGGGGAGGAUUACUAGAGGAAGCAGAAGAUCUAAUAGCUGAUAUGAAUCUGGUGCCUGAUAUUGUUAUAUGGAGGUCACUUCUUAGUGCAUGUCUGGUUCAUGGCAAUAAUAGGCUGGCUGAGAUUGCUGGAAAGGAAAUUAUAAAGAUAGAGCCUGGAGAUGAUGGAGUUUAUGUGCUACUUUGGAACAUGUAUGCAUCAUCAAAUAAAUGGAGAGAAGCUCAAGAGUUGAGGCAGCAAAUGUUGACUCUUGAAAUCUUCAAAAAACCAGGGUGUAGUUGGAUAGAACUUGAUGGUGUUGUCCAUGAAUUCUUGGUAGAGGACAAGACACAUGAUGAUCGAAGGGAAAUUUAUGAAACCUUGGAAUACAUGACAAGGCAGCUCAAGACACAUAUCAGAUUAUCCUCAUGGGAGCAACAUGGUUCAUCCAUUUCUGUUGAUGAAGAAAUCAUAGAAUCAUAUACUGCUCAUUUGUUGCAUGAUUGAUUCACAUGAGUCUUCCCAUUAAAUAGCCUUUUUUGUGCCGAAAUCAAAUUCGAUGAUCUCAUUGUAAUUUAUUUAUUAUUAGUCUUAUCUUGCAGCGUCUCUAGAUCAAGAUUAUAGUGUAGAAAUCCACUGCUGUAAGUUGGUGGCAAGAAAUUAUUAGAUAUAUGUUGAGGUUGGUUUUACUUUUACCAGUCACUUAAUAAAGGUUUUAGUUG